This is a messenger RNA of Pipistrellus kuhlii (Kuhl's pipistrelle), 2771 nucleotides long. It is a transcript of the gene TMPRSS9, whose product is annotated as transmembrane serine protease 9. Lineage: Eukaryota; Metazoa; Chordata; Mammalia; Chiroptera; Vespertilionidae. Gene Ontology annotation, molecular function: serine-type endopeptidase activity. The transcript has 11 exons. Gene Ontology annotation, biological process: proteolysis. The record is from RefSeq and is a predicted model, not a curated record. Bases 1 to 2541 code for a protein of 846 amino acids.
AUGUCUUGGUGCCGGUUUGGGGCACCCUCAGCCCUGGCCCCAGAGAGGACCCGCCCGCCGUGCAAGGGCCUCAGCGGGUGUGUCGCCCGCAGGUUCCAGGACCCCACCCAGUGGGUGGCCUACGCCGGCACCACGCAGCUCAGCGGCGCCGAGGCCAGCACGGUGCGCGCCCGCGUGGCCCAGAUCAUCCCGCACCCCUCCUACAACCCCGACACCGCCGACUUCGACGUGGCCGUGCUGCGGCUGGCCAGCCCGCUGCCCUUCGGCCGCCACGUGCAGCCCGUGUGCCUGCCCGCCACCACGCACGUCUUCCCGCCCCGCAGGAAGUGCCUCAUCUCCGGCUGGGGCUACCUCAAGGAGGACUUCCUGAUCAAGCCGGAGCUGCUGCAGAAGGCCACGGUGGAGCUGCUGGACCAGGCCCUGUGCGCCAGCCUGUACGGCAGCUCGCUCACCGACCGCAUGGUGUGCGCCGGCUACCUGGACGGCAAGGUGGACUCCUGCCAGGGCGACUCGGGAGGCCCCCUGGUGUGCGAGGAGCCCUCCGGCAGGUUCUUCCUGGCCGGCAUCGUGAGCUGGGGCAUCGGCUGUGCCGAGGCCCGGCGCCCGGGGGUCUACGCCCGGGUGACCCGGCUGCGGGACUGGAUCCUGGGGGCGAUGGCCUCGGCCGGCAAGCCCCUGGCUCCCUCGGCGGCUCCCGCCCCCGCCGCCCCCGGCGCCGCCUGGCCCACCAGCCCCAAGAGCCCGGCGGUCAGCACCCCCAUCAGACCCACGGCGGCCCCCAGCUCCGCGCCUCUCGGCUCAGCGACGGCCUCUAAGCCACAAGAGUGCGGCGCCAGGCCGGCGGUGGAGAAGCCCACCCGCAUCGUGGGCGGGCUCGGCGCCGCCCCCGGGGAGGUGCCCUGGCAGGCCAGCCUGAAGGAGGGCGCCAGGCACUUCUGCGGAGCCACUGUGGUGGGAGAGCGCUGGCUGCUGUCGGCCGCCCACUGCUUCAACCACACGAAGGUGGAGCUGGUGCAGGCGCACCUGGGCACGGUGUCGCUCACGGGCGUCGGCGGGAGCCCGGUGAAGAUGGGGCUCAGGCGGACGGUGCUGCACCCCCAGUACAACCCCAGCAUCCUGGACUUCGACGUGGCCCUCCUGGAGCUGGCGCGGCCCCUGGUCUUCAACAAGCAUGUCCAGCCCAUCUGCCUGCCCCUGGCCAUCCACAAGUUCCCCGUGGGCCGCAAGUGCGUCAUCUCCGGGUGGGGCAACACGCAGGAGGGGAAUGCAACGAAGCCAGACACCCUGCAGCGCGCGUCAGUGGGCAUCAUCGACCAGAAGGCGUGCAGCGCCCUCUACAACUUCUCGCUCACCGACAGGAUGCUCUGCGCCGGCUUCCUGGAGGGCAAGGUGGACUCCUGCCAGGGUGACUCCGGGGGCCCCCUCGCCUGUGAGGAGACCCCCGGCGUGUUUUUUCUGGCGGGGAUCGUCAGCUGGGGCGUCGGCUGUGCUCAGGCUAAGAAGCCCGGUGUGUACGCUCGCAUCACAAGCCUGAAGGGCUGGAUCCUGGACGUCAUGUCCUCCUCGCCCCUCCCCACUCCUGCCUCCUCCACCACAAGGAUGCCCGUCGCCACCACGCAUGUCCCCGGGACGGUGGCCGGCCCCCCAGCCCUGGGGGCCACAGCCAGCAGGCCCACCCUCCGGACCACCAGCAGGACCACCAGCCAACCUGCCAGCAGGACCGCCAGCACCGUGGGCACCCCCGCCGGGGGGCAGACACCGCUCCCAAAUGCCUCGCGGGCCACCAAGGACCCCCAGCUCCCAGACUGCGGCCUGGCGCCGGGGGCAGCGCGGACCAGGAUCGUGGGCGGCAGCGCGGCCGGCCUCGGGGAGUGGCCGUGGCAGGCGAGCCUGUGGCUGCGGCGCCGGGAGCACCGCUGCGGGGCCGUGCUGGUGGCGGAGCGGUGGUUGCUGUCCGCCGCGCACUGCUUCGACGUCUACGGAGACCCCAAGCAGUGGGUGGCCUUUCUGGGCACACCGUUCCUAAGCGGCGCCGACGGGCAGCUGGAGCGCGUGGCCCGCAUCUACAAGCACCCCUUCUACAACCUCUACACGCUCGACUACGACGUGGCGCUGCUGGAGCUGGCAGGGCCUGUGCACCGAAGCCGCCUGGUGCAGCCCAUCUGCCUGCCCGAGCCCGCACCCAGGCCCCCCAGCGGGGCCCGCUGUGUCAUCACCGGCUGGGGCUCCGUCCGAGAGGGAGGCUCCAUGGCGCGGCAGCUGCAGAAGGCGGCCGUGCGGCUCCUCAGCGAGCAGGCCUGCCGCCGCUACUACCCCGUGCAGAUCAGCAGCCGCAUGCUGUGCGCCGGCUUCCCGCAGGGCGGUGUGGACAGCUGUUCAGGUGAUGCUGGGGGACCUCUGGCCUGCAGGGAGCCCUCUGGCCAGUGGGUGUUAACUGGGGUCACCAGCUGGGGCUAUGGCUGCGGGCGACCUCACUUCCCAGGUGUCUAUACCCGGGUGGCUGCUGUGAGAAGCUGGAUCACACAGAACAUCCAGGACUGACCACCCCAUGGCUGUGCAGGCCUGGGAGGACAAGGCAGUCGCAACCAACCGCCAGCGGUCCCACAGGGGGGGUCCAGCCCAGAUGGCGGGUGGGAGCAGUGGGAGUACAGUUUCACUGUAUCUUUGUUCCAAUAAAAAGCCCCUUGUCCCUAACUUACUGGCUCACACACUUGCACAUCACAGCAAGAACUACUUGCUUGCCCAUGACCCAGGGCCUAAAGGUGGGCUGA